Molecule: messenger RNA, 1095 nt
Organism: Adineta steineri
Lineage: Eukaryota; Metazoa; Rotifera; Eurotatoria; Adinetida; Adinetidae
Source: the annotation of a GenBank genome assembly
AUGGCUCUUCAACCUCAGGAAGAUCGGACGAGUUUGCAUAAUCCAAACGUUUUUGAAACAUCCCAAUAUUCACAAAAUACCACUGAACAUUUUUGGUUUAGUUCAGGAACAUAUAAUGCUGAUCCACCAAUACCAAUAUCAACCUCAUUAAACAAUGAUCAAGCAACUGGUAUAGAAGAGUCUAAUGGUGUCGAUGAAAAUUUUCCGUUUACAUCAGAUAUCGAAGCAAGAGUUGAAGAAAUAAUAAAUAAUGAAAAGUUCGAUACUGACGAUAUGCCAUUUAGUCCAUCAAUGCCUUGGAUACUAGAAGAGUUAGACAAGUUUGACUUAGAAAAAAUCGAUCGAUCCAUUCAAGAUCGAAUAAUGACUGUGGAAUCUCAACCACCAACAGAUAUUCGUCGUCGAUAUGAAAGUGACGGUAAACGUCAAAUUGAAAAAUCUCGGUCGAAACCGAUGACAAUUAAAUUGCCAAACUUAAAUACAUGUCAAUUAAAUGCUCGACAAUCAUUAUGGUUACAGUUAACACUCAUAACUGACAAUGAAAACCCUACAGGUAAAGCGUAUACUCACGUAGAUAAACUAGAGUAUCAUGCAGAUGAUUUACCUGAAUGUGGUCACGGACCCAUUCGUGUACCGUUAACUCCAACGGAUAUUCAGCAAGGAACAAAACAAUUAGCUCGAAUAUCGAUCAUUAAAAAAAAAUUAGAUGCGUACUCAUUCGAGUUAAAACCAUUUAAUCCAACAUCGACAGAUAAUCAAACUGAAAUUUAUGAAAAUACAAAUGCAAAAUCAAUCGUUGCAAAAGCUAAAUGUUUUCGUGAAAUGUAUCAUUUAAAAUUUAGUCGUAUUGCAUGUCAAUUACUGAUAAACCAAGAUUUAACAUGGCAUACAACUAAUAUUUUCUGUCAAACAGAUAUAAUGGAAGAAAAAGAAAAACAAAUCAAUUCAAAAAAAGCAUCAAAACGAUCGGAACCUUCGAGUGAUAGCGAUGAUGAAGAUGAAUAUCCACCUCAUCCUCGAAAUUCUACAAAGAAACGAAAGCAAUCAUCAACCUCAAUGAAUAAAUUACCCGUAACUCGAGUGAAAAAGUUAUAA